This is a messenger RNA of Didymodactylos carnosus, 363 nucleotides long. The record is from the annotation of a GenBank genome assembly. NCBI's taxonomy places the organism in Eukaryota, Metazoa, Rotifera, Eurotatoria, Philodinida, Philodinidae.
AUGGCUCGAGCUUUACAUAUCAAUGAUUCAUUAAAGUGUCCAAUAACACAUGAACUUGUAGGUAAUCCUGUGCUAGCUGAAGAUGGUUAUACGUAUGAAAGAGACGCCAUUAUUGAAUGGAUACAACGAGAUGGUACAAGUCCAAUGACUCGCCAACCAUUGAGCAUUGAUAGAUUACAGCCGAAUCGUGCAGUUCGAGCACUAGUUGACGAUAUAAAGGCUGAUAACAAAUGCGCUGUAACAUACAGUACAAUGUCCUCUGGAAUUUCGGACCCUCCAGGACCCUUGAUGACAGUUUCUUUUAAAAAAGCCGCUUUAGACAGUAAAAGUUUUACUAACGUACCGAAAAUACGAGCUGUUUAA